AGAUCAUGUUCGAGACCUUCAACACCCCAGCCAUGUACGUGGCCAUCCAGGCCGUACUGUCCCUGUACGCCUCUGGUCGUACCACAGGUAUCGUGACGGACUCUGGUGACGGUGUCACCCACACCGUCCCCAUCUACGAAGGUUAUUGUCUCCCCCACGCUAUCCUUCGUGUUGACCUGGCUGGCCGUGACUUGACUGCCUACCUGAUGAAGAUCAUGACUGAGCGUGGCUACUCCUUCACCACCACAGCUGAGCGAGAAAUCGUUCGUGACAUCAAGGAGAAACUUUGUUAUGUUGCCCUCGACUUUGAAAGCGAAAUGAAUGUAGCUGCUGCCUCAGCAUCACUUGAGAAGUCCUACGAACUUCCCGACGGUCAGGUCAUCACCAUCGGCAACGAACGUUUCCGUUGCCCCGAGUCUAUGUUCCAGCCUUCCUUCCUGGGGAUGGAAUCUGUUGGUGUUCACGAGACCGUCUACAACUCCAUCAUGAGGUGCGACAUUGAUAUCAGGAAGGACCUGUUCGCCAACAACGUCAUGUCUGGAGGUACCACCAUGUACCCUGGUAUUGCUGACCGCAUGCAGAAGGAACUUACUUCUCUGGCUCCUUCCACCAUCAAGAUCAAGAUCAUUGCUCCUCCCGAGCGUAAGUACUCCGUCUGGAUCGGUGGCUCCAUCCUGGCCUCUCUGUCCACCUUCCAGGCCAUGUGGAUCACCAAGGAGGAGUACGACGAGUCCGGUCCCGGUAUUGUUCACCGCAAGUGCUUCUAAAUUGCCACCUCGCUAAAGAUCUGUUAUUAAAAUAAAUUUUUUCUUGUGC
Homarus americanus (American lobster) is the source of this 816-nucleotide messenger RNA. RefSeq names its product actin-57B-like. NCBI's taxonomy places the organism in Eukaryota, Metazoa, Arthropoda, Malacostraca, Decapoda, Nephropidae. The transcript has 2 exons. The coding region runs from base 6 to 767 and encodes 253 amino acids. Gene Ontology annotation, biological process: mitotic cytokinesis. The record is from RefSeq and is a predicted model, not a curated record.